CGCUCGGCUGUUUUCCUUGGUCACAGUCAUCACUCCUAAACUUCCAUAGCUUAAAUUAUAAGUUUUUAAAUCUUUGAACCAAAGCCAUGGCCACCUUGCCUGCUCUCUCUCUACCACUCGCCACCCUUACCCUCUCUCUCCUCCUCUUGUUCCACUCCUCCGCAGCUGCCCCCAGAAAGCUUAUUCAGGUCCAGCAGCAGCCCCUAGUCCUUAAGUACCACAAAGGCCCCCUCCUCACCGGUAACCUCACCAUCAACCUCCUCUGGUACGGCCGCUUCUCCGCCACCCAGCGUUCCAUCAUCGCCGACUUCCUCCUCUCCCUCUCGGCGGCUUCUCCGCCGCCACCCCCCUCUGCCGCCUCCUGGUGGCACACCACCGCCCUCUACGGCGGCUCCGCCCCCCGUCUCUUCCUUGGCCGCCAGCUCCUCGACGAUCACUACUCCGUCGGCAAAUCCCUCUCUCCCUCCCAACUCUCCCUCUUAGCCUCUAAACCUGGCGCCUCCCCCACCAACAUCAACGUAGUCCUCACCUCCGUUGAUGUUGCUGUCGACGGCUUCUGCUCGAGCCGAUGCGGGACCCACGGCCCGCUCGCCGGCUCGGCCGGGUUCAUCUGGACCGGCGACUCGGAGGUCCAGUGCCCGGGUCAGUGUGCCUGGCCGUUCCACCAGCCGGUCUACGGCCCCCAAACCCCGCCGUUAGUCGCGCCUAACAGCGACGUCGGCAUGGACGGCGUCGUCAUUAACCUCGCCACCUUGUUGGCCGGAGCGGUGACUAAUCCUGACGGUAACGGCUACUUCCAGGGGCCGGCGGAUGCGCCGUUGGAGGCGGUAUCCGCUUGUACCGGGAUAUUCGGAAGCGGGGCUUAUCCCGGAUAUCCCGGCCGGGUCCUGGUGGAUCAAACCAGUGGGGCCAGUUACAACGCGAGGGGAUUGGAUGGGAGGAAGUAUUUGCUGCCGGCGAUGUGGGACCCUAAGACGUCUCAGUGUUCCACCCUCGUAUAGAGAUGGAAGUUUUAGAUGUUCUCUUAUGUACUCCUAUUUAUUUUUCACAUAAUGAUUGUUAUAUAAAUGCAAGCAGAAUAAGGAUGUUGGCCCCAAUAACCCAAGGGGGGCUAGAAGAAUGAUGUAUGAUUGUAAUGUUUUCCUGGUCAGGAAUAUUAAUUUUUAUUUGGACCACGAAUUUGUUAAAUAUUGUAGAGGUGCCAGUUUUACAAUUUCAAUUGUGAAUCUACCUGCCAGGUGAUUUUAA
Messenger RNA from Elaeis guineensis (African oil palm), 1248 nucleotides. RefSeq names its product protein EXORDIUM-like 2. The record is from RefSeq and is a predicted model, not a curated record. Lineage: Eukaryota; Viridiplantae; Streptophyta; Magnoliopsida; Arecales; Arecaceae.